Molecule: messenger RNA, 2947 nt
Organism: Carassius auratus (goldfish)
Lineage: Eukaryota; Metazoa; Chordata; Actinopteri; Cypriniformes; Cyprinidae
Product: free fatty acid receptor 2-like
Exons: 3
Coding region: 175-1185 (336 amino acids)
Biological process (GO): G protein-coupled receptor signaling pathway; cellular response to fatty acid
Cellular component (GO): plasma membrane
Molecular function (GO): G protein-coupled receptor activity
Source: RefSeq, a predicted model, not a curated record
UAUAUUGUGUCUGUUUCUCUUUUUUUUAGUGCUGAUGAAAAUAAGGACAAGCUGCAUGUGAUGGUUGCAUUUAUAGCUCAAGUGAUUGGAUUAGGCGUCUGAAACAACACACACUUUCCUGUUGAGUGAUACAGAGGGGAAUCCAGGUUUGCAUCAUUCACAUCUACAGUGACGAUGGCGUGGACGUUGGUUCUCAGUAACCUGGUGUUAGCCGUCUUCGGAUUCACGUUGAUCACAGGUCUUCCCGCCAACAUCUUGGCUUUCUACACCUUCUUUAAUAAGGUCCACCAGCGCUCCACCCCGAUGGACGUGCUGUUACUCAGUUUAACCAUCUCUGACCUGAUCUUCCUCUUCUUCCUGCCGUUUCGCAUGGUGGAGGCGGCCAACAUGAAAUGGACUCUUCCUUACUUCCUCUGCCCUCUGACAGGAUUCAUCUUCUACUCCACCAUCUACAACAGCACCUUCCACCUGACGGCCAUCAGCGUGGAGCGCUACCUGGGAGUGGCGUUCCCCAUUAAAUACAAGCUCAAACGCGACCCUCGAAACGCCGUGAUAGCCAGCGUCAUAUUCUGGGUGAUGUCAAUGGGACACUGCAGUAUCGUCUACAUCAUACAAUACUACAAUAGUACGAAUGUUAACUACACCGCACCAUAUAUGCGUAACACAUGUUAUGAAGAAUUUAGCAGAGAACAGCUCGAUAUCCUCUUGCCGUUUCGUCUGGAGCUUUUCAUCGUGCUCUUCCUCAUGCCGUUCCUCAUCUGCUGCUUCUGCUACAUCAAAUUCAUCCUCAUCCUCUCCAAUCUGCCCAGCAUCAAUGCCAAGAAGCGGUAUAGAGCCAUCGGGAUGGCGUUGGGCACGCUUCUUGUCUUCAUUAUCUGCUUCUUGCCCUACAACGUCUCGCACGUGGUCGGAUAUGUACAGAAUAAAAGCCCCGACUGGCGAGUUCAAGCGCUGCUCCCCAGCACGUUCAAUGCAUGCCUCGAUCCGUUCAUAUUCUACUUCUCUUCUUCGGCACUCAGAGAAACGUUCAGGAACAUCUUGCAGAAGUUGUCGAGGAAGUUUCUCCAGCCCUGCUGUCGCUCAGCUCUCUGUUGUCAUCUGUUGGACUGUUCGAGUACAGAGGAGAAAACUCAGAGCACGACUGAAAGCUCUGUGGAACAGCACAAACUAGGACGUAGAGUCUGAUUCGAUUGACCUGUGACUCUGCUGUGGAAGAGAGCUUUCUUCUGACCACAGUUGAGCAAUGUCAGCACAUGCUGAUCAAUCCAAAGCAAUUGAACACGAUUCUGAUGCACAUCUCAAUGGACCUGUAUAAUGGACAACUAUUACUAUAGAGGUUUUUCCAUUCAUUUUUCUUAUAGGGAUCUUUGUUAAAGCACUAUAAGCAGUGAACCAAACCAACCCAAGGUGAACCAUAACAUUACAAAGUAUUAAAAAAUUGAAAGUUUUAACAACUUUACUGAGGGAGAACUACAGUCCCAAGAAGCAUUGCAAAUUACAUCAAUAAAUAACGACUUAGAAAUAUAAUAUUGAAACAGUAUGUUUAAUAUUUAUUGCAAAAUAUGCACAUGUUUAGUAUUUUAAUAGGAUAGCAAGUGUUUCAUGAGUGGGGAUUCCCUGCAAGCUAUUUUGUUUUGAUCUCUUAUUGAUGGAAAUUUCUGUAGAGCAUCAUGGGUAAUGUAUUUUAUUUUAUUUUUAGUUACCAUGAAUUCAGCUGUUUAACCCAUUUAUUUGUGUGAAUGUAUGGUUUCAACCAUUGAUUAAUAACCUUAGAUCCCACAGUAGGUCUUCCUUUUAAAGUUUAUUUUUAAAAACCAAUUUUCUCAUGGAGGAAUUUUACUUCUGGAACCCAACUAUUGCACUCUAUUGACUUGAGUCUAUAACUUGUAUUAUAAUAUUACUUUUGCUUCUAUUGAGGUUCGGCGUGCCCUCAGCAGGCACGCUUUUGAUGCACUUUCUGAUAUCGAUCCGAAUGGAAAAUACUCAAGCAGGUUUAUUGAGUGUUUUCUGUCAGGAUCAGUAUAAUUAUCAGGUUAAUGCACCUUCGGGGAGCUUAUGCUCUCUUUGAACUGGGCAUUCAGUGUGAAGGGUGUAAUUUGUGCAGCACUAGCGGCACCAAAUAAAAUAAUGACAUUUCUAAAAUUCACACCAUUGUUUGAUCUGAUGUUAUAUCCUGCCCAUUUGGGCCACUCAAACAAGCAGAUGUGUAAACCAGCUGAAUGUUUUUACAUUUCACUAUUAUUAUCAUUUUUUCGGUUCUGCAUAAAUAAACUAUAAACUAUGCAUAAAUAAACUUCACUGCAUAAAUAAAUGAAAUACAUUUUAUUAACUUUUUUUUAAUAAUAUUUAAGUACUUCUGCUAACAUAAUGCAUUUUUUUUCUUUAAAAUUGUAUUGAUUAUAGAUUGUUUUCCCUUAAUGUUUGUACCAUGAAUUAUGUUUAAUAAGGUUAUUUUUUUUGCAUGUAAAUAUGUAAUAAUUAAAUUGUUUAUAAUUUUCUGCAUGAGCAAAAUAAGCUUAUUUGGAGCCGCAGUAUAGGCACUUUUCCCCUCAUAGUUAUAAAACGGCUUGAUGUGCAAUUUUCUACUGAAUAAAAAUAUGCAAUAAGUAAUAUAACUGAGCUUGUUUUAAUUGUACACAUAUAAUACAUGUGCUCUGAGUAUUACAUCUGAGUUUCUGUAUUACAUUAAUGGUGCUAUAAGCAAUGUUAGCCAGAUUCUGACUACCACCAAUCCUAAACCCUCCAGAGACAUGUAGGCAAUCCUGAACAUGACUGACAGACAGAAAGUGCAUCAAAGUCCUCUGAUCAACUAAACCAGGGAUCUCCAACCCUGUUCCUGGAGAACUACCAUCCUGCAGACCUCCGCAUAAAUGUUACAUCACCGACAUCUAUUUGCUUUCUCCAUGCUAUUUUAGAAGAAAAUCCUUACAGUACCUUUAAUCAAGAU